Ostertagia ostertagi is the source of this 462-nucleotide messenger RNA. NCBI's taxonomy places the organism in Eukaryota, Metazoa, Nematoda, Chromadorea, Rhabditida, Trichostrongylidae. The record is from the annotation of a GenBank genome assembly.
AUGUUUUUGCCGGGACCUCUAGGGUUGAUGUUCGAGUUCUAUUUUGAGCGCUAUGCGCAAGGGAGCCAAUCGGCGGUGAUUGCCGAUCUUGGCAAGUUGAUCGUCGACAAUUGUCCACCUAUGCUAUGUACAGGAUUGGAUUGCGCCGUGGUCACAGAACGAAACGGCUGCCAACUCUGUGCAUGUCCAAUUGGAUCACCAGCCAGAGGAUGCGAUCCGAUGCCGUUCAUACUUUGGCACGAUUUGAUCGUUAACGGUUGUCCCAAUGUCACGCUCAACAGCCGCGAUCCUGCACAGAAAGUACACCUCAAUCGCUUCACAAACACUGAUCAAUGUGAGCCGUACAUCUUCCCUUACUGCCCAGAACUCGAUUUCAACCUCUGGAGAUCACCUCGUACAAAGCAGGAAUGUGAACUCUAUUGCUACUCGGUGGAUGAGCAGAGAAAACGUGGUAUUAUUUAA